Hyla sarda is the source of this 1662-nucleotide messenger RNA. It is a transcript of the gene ISCU, whose product is annotated as iron-sulfur cluster assembly enzyme. The transcript has 5 exons. Bases 96 to 572 code for a protein of 158 amino acids. The record is from RefSeq and is a predicted model, not a curated record. NCBI's taxonomy places the organism in Eukaryota, Metazoa, Chordata, Amphibia, Anura, Hylidae. Gene Ontology annotation, molecular function: 2 iron, 2 sulfur cluster binding; ferrous iron binding. Gene Ontology annotation, cellular component: cytoplasm; mitochondrial matrix. Gene Ontology annotation, biological process: iron-sulfur cluster assembly; intracellular iron ion homeostasis.
CCGUGCUGCGUAGUGCUGGGUGGGUGGACACGUGACUUCCGUACACAGCUUCGUCAGUGUCCUGGCCUCCUCUCUUAUCGUGACUGUUCGGGACGAUGGCUGGUGUUGGACGGUUGUUUUGCUCGGCGUGGAGCAGAUGUGCGGUGCCAGAGAUCCGAGUUCCCUGCGCCUCCUAUCACAAGAAGGUUGUUGACCACUAUGAGAAUCCACGGAAUGUCGGAUCCUUGGACAAGGAUGCAAAGAAUGUUGGAACGGGCUUAGUGGGUGCUCCAGCAUGUGGAGAUGUAAUGAAACUACAGAUUGAAGUAGAUAACAAUGGAAAAAUUGUUGACGCUAGGUUCAAAACAUUUGGAUGUGGUUCUGCAAUUGCCUCCAGCUCUCUGGCUACUGAAUGGGUGAAGGGCAAAACGGUUGAUGAAGCAAUGACCAUCAAGAACACAGAUAUUGCCAAAGAGCUCUGCCUUCCUCCAGUGAAGUUGCACUGUUCUAUGCUAGCAGAGGAUGCAAUUAGAGCUGCAUUGGCGGACUACAGACUAAAACAAGACAAGGAGAAAGCAGCAGCCAGUGGCUAGUGCCUAUUUUGUCAUCCAACUAUCCUGAGACUUUAUGCUGUUCUCAUAGGAUAUAGGGCAAGCCUUUACCAUUAAAACAGCAGACUUAAUACGCACAAUUCAGCAGCUUGUCUAACUAUGUAAAUGUUUUCUGUGUUACUUCUGUCCGUUUGCAUAAUGCGCUUUUAGAACAAGAAAAAGCGUAAAAGGUCAUGAUGCUGACAGUGUACUGAUUCUGUUCAAAAACAGUGGUAUACAAUCUGUGUAAAAUGCUGCAAGUACUUGUGAAUACAUUUGUGCAUCUUAAGACAGGUCCACCUCACCCCUUUUCCCUGUUGUAAUUAAGUUUUUAUGUUACAAGUUAAGCCACAUUGAACAAGUGUUAGUGUUUUGUGCUCAUGGGGUGUACAUGGUGAUAUUGGUGUGUGAGAGACUAUUCAGUUGUGUUUUUUUUCCCAGAAGUUACAAAAGACUAAUACAGAAGUAGUGCUACAGAAAGUGAUGAUAAUCUAUAGCGCAAGUUGCAGACCUAUAUCCAAAGGUCUGAAAGGCUUAAGAUUUUUUAAUAAAGUAAUUUACAAUUAUGUUUAACUUUCUGGCACCAGUUGAUUUGAAAACAUGUUUUCCACCUGAGUUCCCCUUUAAAAGUUCGAACAAUUUCGAACUUUCCUCACCAUUGUGCUAAUGAAGUCACAUGGACACUAAGCAUGUAUAGUUUUCAGAGUGUAUAUGCUGAGCAGAAAACAAAAACUUGAUGUGAACAUAGCCCAACAUUUUCAUGUAUGCCUGAUCAUUUACUUUAACAGAUAAUUUGCUUCCAUUUAAAAUAAUUGCCCUUACCUGCCUUGGGUUUAAAAUGUGUACACAAGUAUUGUGGGUGUGUUUUGGGUGUUUUUUUUUUGUUUUGUUUUUGAUUAUCAUUUUUGAAACCUAUAUGAACUAAGCUGUUGAUCCGAAGUGAAAACUGAUUUAAUUUUUCUUGCAGAGGAAAAGGGGGUUUUAGUACAAGCUUCAUAGUUUUUAUAUGUAGUGUAUAGUGUAAGCAAGGAAACUAUCACCUGCCUUUUUCUUCCUGUAUAUAUUUCAUAUUAAAAUAAAAAGUAUAAAAUCA